AUGAAAAAGAACGACAAAUCCCUAAACCGAGUCAUCUUCUUGCGCGGCGGUAGUGUAGCCGUCCUUAUGAUACUACGACCCAAGGACGCUAGGAACGAGCGAUAUGUCAUCCUCACAGAGCAGCCGCGAAUCGGCGCAUGUAGCACUGCUUUCCUUGAGAUUCCCGCGGGCAUGCUGGACGAUAAGUCUGGCGAUGUUAUUGGGAAAGCGAUGCAGGAAAUUGAAGAAGAGACGAGUCUAAGGGUCAGGGGAGAGGAGCUGAUCGACCUGACGGCGAUGGCUCUCGAGCAGGCUGAAACCAAAGAGCAUCUGCAAAAAGCGUUGUACAUGAGCCCUGCAAAUCUUGACGAAUAUAUCCCGUUGCUGUUGUGGGAGAAAGACCUGGACCGGAAGGAGAUCGAGGCCUUGAAGGGCAAGUUGACUGGCGAACGCGCCAAGGACGAACUGAUCACUUUGCGCGUACGCGAUUACGAAGUGCUUUGGAAAGAAGGUGCAAGAGAUGCUAAGACGCUUGCUGCUUGGGCCCUGUAUGAAGGAUUGAACAGGGCUGGAAAGAUUGAAAAGCGAUUACAAGAAAUCCGUAUAGGUCGCACGCAGAGAUGA
Molecule: messenger RNA, 603 nt
Organism: Alternaria alternata
Lineage: Eukaryota; Fungi; Ascomycota; Dothideomycetes; Pleosporales; Pleosporaceae
Exons: 1
Coding region: 1-603 (200 amino acids)
Biological process (GO): ribose phosphate metabolic process; nucleoside phosphate metabolic process
Molecular function (GO): ADP-ribose pyrophosphatase activity; ADP-glucose pyrophosphatase activity
Source: RefSeq, a predicted model, not a curated record